Messenger RNA from Paramecium tetraurelia, 914 nucleotides. RefSeq lists its product as uncharacterized. The record is from RefSeq and is a predicted model, not a curated record. NCBI's taxonomy places the organism in Eukaryota, Ciliophora, Oligohymenophorea, Peniculida, Parameciidae. The transcript has 3 exons.
AUGAAUAGCGAUUAUAGAGAAGUGAAUCAAAAUGAACAGGAGGAAUAAUAAAUGUAUUUAGAAACCCCUAUUUAUAAAGAGGCUGUGAGUCAUUUUCGGACUACUCAAUAUUAUUUUAUUUCAUUUAACUCUUUGAAAAUUGGAUGCGGAUUUGCAUUAUUGUAUAUGAAUCAUGAAUAAACUGAUUUGAAUUAUUGGAUGCUUGCAAUCAUGUUCCAUGCAUUUAUUAUGAUCAUCGCUCACAAGAAUCACUUAAAAUACUUGACAAUGAAUAAAAGAAUAUUGGCAUAUAAAUUAGAUUAAAUUGUUGCUGGUCCAAUUGUUGAUUAAGUAAUUGAAUCAAGGAGAUUAAAUAUAUUAUCACGACAAAUUAAAUUAGAAAUAGCAAAAUAAACUAUCUUUGGCAAAUGGUGUUGCAGAAUAAUUACAAUUAUUUAUUAACUUAUUUUUGGUUAUGGAGUAUACUUAUUUUGUAUAUAUUACAGUGUGAGAUCAGCAGAAUUAAUGAAUUAAUAUUACUUUUUAUGUGCAAUCCUUAUAAUCUCUCUUUAUCAAUACAUUGAUCUUUAUUUGAUAUUAGUCUUUGCAAUCCUAGGUUCACCAUUUUUGCUUAUCUUUGGUUGUUAUUAUUGCGCAAAUUUGUUUGGCAAAGAACAAUAACGAAAUGAGAUUAGAACUCGAUUGUAAGCAAUCAAAUAUAAACCAAAUUUAAUAGAAGGAGAGCAAGAAUGCUGCAUUUGUAGAUGUCCAUAUGAAUUAAAUGAGGAAGUCGUUGUCCUGAAAUGCUCAAAAUUGCAUCAUUACCAUGAAACCUGUAUUAUGUCUUGGAUUAAUAUCAACAAUACCUGUCCAUUCUGUCGGAAAUCUAUAUGAUUAAUUCAAUUUUUAAAUAGAACAAUAUAUUACUAAAGAAA